Messenger RNA from Terrapene triunguis (Three-toed box turtle), 6709 nucleotides. RefSeq names its product SLIT-ROBO Rho GTPase activating protein 1 (gene SRGAP1). Bases 620 to 3811 code for a protein of 1063 amino acids. Lineage: Eukaryota; Metazoa; Chordata; Testudines; Emydidae. Gene Ontology annotation, cellular component: cytoplasm. The record is from RefSeq and is a predicted model, not a curated record. The transcript has 22 exons. Gene Ontology annotation, biological process: signal transduction; negative regulation of cell migration. Gene Ontology annotation, molecular function: GTPase activator activity; protein binding.
CGCUGGCAGUGGCGGCUGUGGGCUGGCGGCGGAGACGCAGUCCGGGUUCCUGCCCCAGGCCAGCAGCAGCAGGGGGAGCGGGCGCCGCGGGGCGAGAGAGACACGCCGGAGGCGAGAACUUUAUCCCCAGGGACGCCUCUCCGCCUCGGGCCUGGAGUUGCGGCGCGUGGGGCUGUCGCCUCGGGCUAGUCAGCUCGCUGCUCUCCCAGCCGGCGGCAGCAGCUGGAGUAACCCGUGGCUGCUGAGGAGCCCGGCGUGAGGAGCUGACCCGGCCGCCCCUACCCUUUGUCCGCCCCACCCCACCGCCUCUGGUGCGCGGAGACAUGACAGCGGUGCGGGGCAGCAGCGGGACUCGGCGCUAGCCCUGUGCAGAGGGAGCGGGUCCCCCGCCGCGGCUGCCUCCCACCCCGCCUUGCCCCCGGGGCUGGGCUCUCUUUGCCGUGGCUGGAGGAGAUGGUGCCCGCGCCAGGGUUAGUCUAGUCGCCACCUACCCACCCACCCACCCCUCAGCUGCUGGGCUAGCGCGUGUGGGCGCCGCUCCCCUCGCCGCCCGGGGGGUCUCUGCUUUAUGACCAUUUGACCCAGCUUCAGAGCUCGUCGGAGAAACGCCGCCUGGAUAAUGUCCACACCAAGCAGAUUCAAAAAGGACAAAGAGAUUAUAGCGGAGUAUGAAAGUCAAGUGAAAGAGAUUCGCGCUCAACUGAUAGAGCAGCAGAAAUGUCUGGAGCAGCAAACUGAAAUGAGGGUGCAGCUUCUUCAGGACCUUCAGGAUUUUUUCCGCAAGAAAGCAGAAAUAGAGACGGAAUAUUCCCGCAAUCUAGAAAAAUUAGCAGAAAGGUUCAUGGCAAAAACAAGAAGUACAAAGGACCAUCAACAGUACAAGAAAGACCAGAAUCUCUUAUCUCCAGUGAAUUGUUGGUACUUACUCCUAAACCAAGUGAGAAGAGAAAGCAAAGACCAUGCAACUUUGAGCGAUAUCUAUCUGAACAACGUUAUCAUGCGCUUCAUGCAGAUAAGUGAGGAUUCCACCAGGAUGUUCAAAAAGAGCAAAGAGAUUGCAUUCCAGCUUCAUGAAGAUUUGAUGAAAGUUCUAAAUGAGCUUUAUACGGUCAUGAAAACAUACCAUAUGUAUCAUGCAGAGAGCAUCAGUGCAGAAAGCAAGCUGAAGGAAGCAGAGAAGCAAGAAGAAAGACAGAUUGGGAGGUCAGGAGACCCUGUCUUUCAUAUUCGACUAGAGGAGAGGCACCAGAGGAGGAGUUCUGUGAAGAAGAUUGAGAAAAUGAAGGAAAAACGUCAAGCAAAAUACUCUGAAAACAAGCUGAAAUCUAUUAAAGCCCGAAAUGAGUACCUACUAACCCUUGAAGCAACCAACGCUUCUGUUUUCAAGUAUUAUAUUCAUGACCUUUCAGAUUUAAUUGAUUGUUCCGAUCUUGGAUACCAUGCAAGUCUGAACAGAGCCCUAAGAACAUAUCUCUCUGCGGAAUAUAACCUUGAAACCUCUAGACAUGAGGGCCUAGACAUCAUUGAGAAUGCUGUUGACAGCUUGGAGCCACGAAGUGACAAGCAGAGAUUCAUGGAGAUGUACCCCACUGCCUUUUGUCCGCCAAUGAAAUUUGAGUUCCAGUCUCAUAUGGGUGAUGAGGUUUGUCAGGUCAGUGCCCAGCAACCGGUACAAGCAGAGCUUAUGCUCAGGUAUCAACAGCUACAGUCACGACUGGCCACACUCAAAAUUGAAAAUGAAGAGGUUAAGAAAACGACAGAAGCGACUUUGCAGACAAUACAAGACAUGGUCACCAUUGAGGACUAUGACGUGUCAGAAUGUUUCCAGCACAGUCGUUCUACAGAGUCUGUGAAGUCAACAGUCUCUGAGACGUACAUGAGUAAGCCCAGCAUUGCAAAAAGAAGAGCUAACCAGCAGGAGACUGAGCAGUUCUAUUUCAUGAAAUUCAGAGAAUUCCUGGAAGGGAGUAAUCUCAUCACAAAGCUGCAAGCAAAACAUGACUUACUGCACAGGACACUUGGAGAAGGUCACAGAGCUGAAUACAUGACCACAAGCCGAGGACGAAGGAACUCUCACACCAGACACCAGGAUUCAGGACAAGUCAUUCCCCUCAUAGUGGAAAGCUGUAUCAGAUUUAUCAACUUAUAUGGUCUUCAGCAUCAGGGAAUUUUCAGAGUGUCUGGUUCCCAGGUGGAAGUCAAUGAUAUUAAAAAUUCAUUUGAGAGAGGUGAAAAUCCUUUGGCAGAUGACCAAAGUAACCAUGACAUUAACUCAGUUGCUGGAGUACUGAAGCUCUAUUUCCGAGGGCUGGAAAAUCCUGUCUUUCCUAAGGAAAGAUUUAAUGAUCUUAUUUCCUGUGUCAGAAUAGAUAAUCUCUAUGAGAGGGCUCUUCACAUCCGCAAACUCCUCCUGACUUUACCCAGGUCUGUCCUUAUAGUGAUGAGAUACCUAUUUGCCUUCCUUAACCACCUUUCUCAGUACAGUGAUGAGAAUAUGAUGGAUCCUUAUAACUUGGCCAUAUGUUUUGGCCCAACACUGAUGCCUGUUCCAGACAUACAAGACCAGGUGUCAUGUCAAGCUCAUGUGAAUGAAAUAAUCAAAACGAUCAUCAUCCAUCAUGAGGCUAUUUUCCCAGAUGCUAAAGAGCUAGAUGGCCCUGUUUAUGAAAAAUGUAUGGCUGGAGAUGACUACUGUGAUAGCCCUUAUAGUGAACAUGGUACACUAGAGGAAGUGGACCAGGAUGCCAGUACAGAACCCCACACCAGUGAAGAUGAAGGUGAGCCUAUAGAAGCGAUAGCCAAGUUUGACUACAUUGGAAGAUCUGCACGAGAACUCUCCUUCAAAAAAGGAGCCUCCCUGCUUUUAUAUCAUCGAGCAUCUGAAGACUGGUGGGAAGGAAGGCAUAAUGGAAUUGAUGGCCUAGUACCUCACCAAUAUAUAGUGGUGCAGGAUAUGGAUGAUACCUUCUCAGAUACAUUGAGCCAAAAAGCAGACAGUGAAGCCAGCAGUGGGCCAAUAACUGAGGACAAGUCCUCAUCCAAGGAUAUGAACUCCCCAACUGAUCGUCAUCCUGACAUAUAUUUAGGAAGGCAAAGAAAGAGAUCAGAACCACCUCCUCUAAGACGCCCAGGCAGGACCAGUGAUGGCCAUUGCCCAGUACAUCCACCACACACACUCACCAACUCAUCAGUGGAGCUAGGUUCCCCCAACAUGGCAAGUCAUUGCAGUCCUCGAGCCCUUCUUCACAAUCGCAACCUCAACGCAGACAGCCCCGAAAGGCGACGUAGACCUGGGCAUGGCAGCCUCACCAACAUUAGUAGGCAUGAUUCACUAAAGAAGACUGAUAGUCCUCCAAUUAGAAGAUCUACAUCAUCUGGUCAAUACCCAGGUUUCAAUGACCAUAAGCCACUGGACCCAGAGUCAAUAGCUCAGGAUAUUGAAGAGACAAUGAACACCGCUCUGAAUGAACUCCGUGAGUUGGAACGUCAGAGCUCUGCGAAACACGCCCCUGACGUGGUGCUGGAUACAUUGGAACAAAUGAAAAACUCACCCAGCCUGGCCACCUCCACAGAAUCACUAAGCCCUCUCCAUAGUGUAGUGCUAAGGAGCACUGAGCCUCAGAUUCGACGUAGCACUAGUUCUUCCAGUGAUACCAUGAGUACUUUCAAGCCCAUGGUGGCCCCCAGAAUGGGAGUGCAGCUAAAACCCCCAGCUCUGAGGCCAAAACCCAUUGUUCUUCCAAAAACAAAUCCUACCAUAGGACCUUCCCCUCCUUCCCAAGGUCCAACAGACAAAUCUUGCACAAUGUAAAAGGCUAAGCAACCCAGGAGGUGGAGUGUGUUACAGAAAGGAACGGAUUAGCGAUAGAAGUCAGGGUUCCAUAACACUAUUAGUUCAUGUUUAUAACUGGAGAUGUUUUGUUUUUCAAUGUUUUUGAAUGUAAUGUCUGAACUAGUAUCAUUAACAUGGGCAUUUGUAUUUUGUAUAGUUUCAAUUUUAAAAAAAAACUGGACAAUUGUGUGUCAUUUUAAAACAGACUUGAAAACUUGAUGCUGCACCAUUUGUAAUAAAAGGAACAGAUCAGAAAUGGCUUCCCACUUUGUACAAUAUUUCAUAGUCUUAUUGUAGUUUACUUAAUAAGGGAUCCUAAACAAAGGUAACUUGAAGGAAUUCGUAAGUGGAUGUGGAACCCGUGACCACUAGAUCACUGGUUCAAAUCUCAAUCUGGUCGGUAAAAGCUAAAAGUUAGCAUCUGAGGGAUUAGUCAAUGGCCUGUGUGAAGUGUGUAUGUAAUCUCAGUCCAUAUAAAUUGAAAUAACACUUUCACAGUUGGCACUAAGUAUUUAGCAUAUUUUUAGUAGUCUUAUCAAAAGCCAAGUGCUGAGUAAGUAUGGAGACUGAAUUACUCUCUUUCUGACCUCACUCCAGGUCAGGGUUAAAGUAUAUUGCCUGGAUGGUAUGAAGUUUCUAAUACUGCCACUUGUGCUGUACCUUUCUUUUGAAGCUAAAAUUUCAGUCCCCAGGACUGUCAGACUUUUCACAAGCACUAAAUUCACUUACAGUUUACAAUUCAGUGAACAAAGUAACUGCAGCAAUACAGGUCUGGGGAUCUUUCUGUAGUGUAAUAAAAGAUUGAAAGUAUCAGUUGAACAAUAAUUCAAUAAAACAUUCCUUGGACCUUAUUGCUCAGUAUCUUCUUCAAACAAUUUGAGCUGCGAUAACCACAGUUUCAAGCUGCUGUAUCCUCACUAGUUAUCCUUCACAGUGCAAACACUGUGCAUGGUUUCUCUAUGAUGCUUACUAAACUAUUCUGCUCCUGAGUUAUUGAAUAACUUCUCUCAAUUACACAGGAGGUUGUUAGAACCACAGAAAUCUCAUUUGCUAUUCUCUAGACUAAACCUAAAUAAAAUUUGCCAGAACCAAUUAAAAAAAAAAAAAAAAGUCUAUACCUUUCUUGGGUCUGUGUGUGAGUGAAGAUUUUAUCAACUUUGCUUAGUGCUCCAUUAUUAAAUUUUCUUAUACAUGUGAAUUAAUUGGACAGCUGUUUUGCACAUUAACAUUAAGCCAUAACAUCAUUUCUGUAAUUAUUUUUCAAUAUUACUUGCCCAAUCUAUAGGAUCAUUUAUAGCAGGUUUUUAAUUUACGCAGCCAUGCAAACUAUUUAUAAAGAAUACCCCGUUGGCCGUUACCUAAAAUACCAUAGCCAAGAAACAAUAUCAGCUGAUGGUCAUCUAUAGGAAUAAAACUGGCUUCAAAUAAGAUUUGUCUUUCCUCAUAGCAUUUGUUACAUUAGGAUCUUACCAUUCUUCCUAUGGAAUGUUUUAAGUUGUACCACUCACUAUAUGGAAACAUAAUUGGGGAGAGGGAAGAGUUAGUGUCUUGUAACAAAGAUUUGAUUCGUGUAUUAUAGUCUAUAUAAAGUCAUAGAAGCCAUGUCCUGUUGUCAUUUGGGGAUUUAUUUAUUUCCACUGUGGUUUACUAAUUCUAAUCACUUGAUAAGGAACUCCAAGCCCUGGACAUGACAAAUAUCCCAUAAACUGCAUUUGAGAGCAAUGCUGUCAGGGCCAUUUAUUGUUGCUGAUAUUUGCAGCCCAAGGACUGGUCCAAAAAAACCAAGGAAUCUAUAAGUAUGUCUGUUUGGGGGCUACCACAUAUAUAAACUCUUAGCUAGCACAGUGGACUCUUGAGGUGUCAGUCAGUUUAAUCCACUGAGGCUACCACUGUAUAAACAGGGUAACAACUUGUCAAAUUUAUGUUUAAUCUUGUAUCUCUUGACUGUACCCUGCCGCCUAUAGUCCUAAACUCCAGGGCAAGGUUCUAACUGAAGCUAGUCCUCAUUAAAGGUUGGCCUUAGUCUAUUGGUAUGUUCACCUGUCCAGGACCAGAAAUUAUUUUCAAGUUCCCCAAACUUAUUAAGAUCAAUGGAACAAACUGGAAUUCCAGCUCUAAUUUCCAUAAUGUUUUUAGUUUAGUAAUUUGUUCAAUACCAGUGUGGCAUAAUUGAGAUGAAUAUCUGUAUCUUUAAAUUAUAUAGGGAAUUUUGUAUGUUUAAAUAACACUACUGGACUCCAUAAUGCUUAUUAUUAGAAAUUGUGUAGCAAAAGAAAAUAUUAGAAACAGUGCAUUUAGUGAAUGCAUCCACUUAGAGCAUUCACACAAGUUAAAUGUGUAGUUUGAUGGUUAUUAUAGAUACUUAACGUAUAGUAAGUGGAUAUGUAACAGGAAAGACUGACAACUACAAACAUACUAAGGGGUAACUCUUGCACACCUAAUCAAAUCAGUAUUGUCCUUUACUGUCAGUUUGAUAAAUUGCAGUACUGGUAGCUUCCUGCUUGUUGACUGUUACCUAAUUGUGUCAAUGUACAUCCGUAGUAUGUACAUGUGAAAGUGCCUUUAAAAUUUUAGAGGAGCUUUAGCCUUGCUCUUGUACUGUUGCAUUUCCAUUGCGUUCACUCUUGCUUGUAUACUGUUGCAUUUUCAUUGCAUUCAUAUCUGCUCUUGUACAGCCACAUUCCCUCCAUUUUCAAAAAACAAAAAAAUUAAAAAUACACAGUUAUGGAAGAAAAAAUGUACUGUUAAUCUGUUGUGACAAUGCACUUUUAUGUAUAGUACUGUACAUUUUGUCAUGUACCAUCACAGGCUUCAGUAUACAUUCAGGUUUGUUCCCCAUAGUGUAUCUUUAUAAUAAAGAAGAUAGUUCUGUCUGCA